GCUUAAAUAAAAAAUUAUAAUGAUAAAUAUAUGCUUCACUGGUGCAACAUAAUUUUCAGAGUUCUAAAUCAAAAUUGAUAUUAACUUGUUAUUAGCCCAAAUGUAAUCAAUGUGCAAGAAACAAACCCUUCCAUAUGAUAUAAAUCCAUAAAAGCUUCAAAAUAUUUUCAUAACUCCUAAGUUAGGACUAGAGAAUAUCUAACCAAGCUUGUAUUAACCGCUAGAACUUACUAAAGCUAUCUCGUUAAGCUUUUAACGUCACAAGAAAACACAUGCAUUUGAGGACACGAGUAAAUCUGAACCCUGGAUACGGUUAGUGUCCCUGAGGACGGUAUAUAUGAACUGUGUGAUAUUUAAUUUAUUGCAGAUGGAGUAAACAAUGUGGAACCUGGUGAUGGGGGCUCUAGUAUCAAGUGAAGAUGAGAGAGAGCAAGACAUAAACAAUCCUAAACCUAAUUUUCAAUCCUCAUCUCAAGACAUCAAUGAUAUGAAGGUCUUGAGCUCUGGGUCUGUCCAGAGACCUUCUCAGGAUACUCCCAUGGUGCAUUCCAGUCGGGAACCUUCUCCAGAUGUUCCAGAGAGGCAGCAAGGAGAUGGUAUGGAGGUGCCGACCACAUCCAAACCACAACAAGAGACAAAAACAAUUCCUACAUCUAUGGUUCAAACUCCCGAAACAAAGGUCAAAACUUCAAAUCCUCCACCCAAAGCAAACCUUCCCAGUUCUCCACUAGUCCUGGAGAAACCCAAGAUGUUCCCUAAAGGUACCUAUCCUCCUUCCGUCAAGAAACAUAGAGAAGCAAAGUUUGUGCCUUACGAACCCUACAAGGGAGCAGUUACACCUUUCAUACAAACUAAACUCAGCAGGAAGAGUUCUGAGAGAAGAACUGUAUCCACUCCGAAGAAAUCUUUCAACCAGGAUGAAUCCGAACCUAAACUUGAGAUGGAUGAAGUCGACUCCUCUGCUCCUGACUCCAGUAUGAACCCUGAGCUGGAGGAGAAUUAUAGAACUAUGCUGAAAGCUAAGGAGAAUGAGUUGGAAAGGAUGAGAGUAGCAUUGGAGAACUCGGAGAAACAGCUGAAGAUUCAAACUCAGGUGAACUGUGAGGUUAAGAGGCUCCUAGUUGCCAGUGUUGGGGAGGAUAUUGAGGCUAGGGUUGAUUUCUUAACCCAGGAUAAAGCCAGGCUUGCUGCAGAUGUUCUUCAAUAUAAUAAUAAAAUAUCCAGGGACUGGGAGGAGAAGGAAGCUCUAAGUGUUGAGUCCGACAUCUGGCGGAGUAAAUUUCUAGCUUGUACUCUGAUACUUGAGGAGGUGUCCAGGAGUAAACAGUACUCAGAGUCCAGGUGUAACCAGAUAGAACACGCAGCCAGGCGUGUAUUGUUGGAACGCAACCAGCUAAAAACCUCCUUAGCGACUACCCAGAGUAUAAUCAGUAAACUGAACCUAUCCUUUGACCCGCUAUCCCGAAGUGAUCCCGUGACAAGAACCGAGGAUAUACUUCAGCAGGCAGAAUCAUUAAAUAGAAGCUGUCAAGCACUUUGUGAUAGACUAGUAGGAGAAAGUAAACCCUUGGCUGGGAAUAUAACUGAGACUCAUACCUCCCUGGAUUCUCCUGCUGAGAAGGAAUUGCGUAGACUCCUGGCAACUCUGUCCUGUGCUGAGAGCAGGUUACCGGAGCAGGCCAGCUCAACCCUAACCAAGGGAGCCAGGACUCUUCUUCUCAAGAUGGGAGAUAAAGCACAGAGCACUGGACAGGGGGAGUUCAGUACAUGCAGUCAUUGUAACGGCUCCGUGCAUGUAGUCUAGAAUUGAGUAUUUAUAUUUUUCAUCCUUCCCCUCUUUCCCUAUUUUUUGGAAAAUUACGGCAAAUAACGAAACUUGAAUCUAUUUUGGUAUUUAUUUUCUCAAAUUUCUCAGUUUAACCCUACAAAUGCGCAAAACACAUUAAUACAAUAAUGAAAAUAUUGACUUUUUUAAAAGGGGGGACGGGAAAUUGUAUGGAAGAUCUUUAGAUCUUUAGAUCUUUGAUGCUAAACCUUUUUAAUUUUAGAGUUAAUAUAUUAUGAUAUCGGUUUGGGACUUUCAUAUUUAUUUUUAAAAUUAUAGCCAUUAGUAUUUUUUUAUUCUUUUCCGUAAAAACGCAUAUUUGCCAUGAUUUUUUUAGAUUAAUAUCAUGAAUGUAUUCAAUUAUUCUCACAUGUAAUAUACAUGUUUUAAAAUAUUUUAGUGAAAUAAUCAACUUUUAUGCUAACAUAAACAUUAACUAUACAUUCCCUUGUGUUUAUUCUGAAGUUCUUUUAUAUAACAAACUGCCGAUUCUUCAUUGGUUUAAAGAAAGUUAACCAAUCAUAGCUUGUAAUGUAUUUAAGUCUUUUAGAAGAUACACUAUUUUUUAAACCUAAAUCUAUUUUUUUAUUUUGUUAGCUAUGUGAACUUAGAUACUUGAAUAAUUUAAAUAUUCUUUAACGCCAUCGGUAAAAGUUUUCAUAAUUGUGUAAUUUCAGGAGACAAAUCAGUAGCAAUAAGGAUGAUACUUCAUUUAUUAACUUUGAUUUAAUUUUGAACAUGUUAAAAUUUUAUAAUUUGUUUCAGAAAUAUAUAUAUUUUAUUUUCA
Messenger RNA from Eurytemora carolleeae, 2612 nucleotides. Its product is annotated as golgin-45. The record is from RefSeq and is a predicted model, not a curated record. Gene Ontology annotation, biological process: Golgi to plasma membrane protein transport; Golgi organization. Gene Ontology annotation, cellular component: Golgi membrane. The coding region runs from base 380 to 1804 and encodes 474 amino acids. Lineage: Eukaryota; Metazoa; Arthropoda; Copepoda; Calanoida; Temoridae. The transcript has 6 exons.